AUCUUUCUUCUCAUCCACAACAUGUGGUUCAGCUUCUACAUAUCCCAGUCACUCUAGUGAUAUUGGCAACUUAUUUGUGGCUUCUAUGAACUAUAUUCUUCCAGCUUUUAAUGCACUUCUAGUUCAUCUAUGGCUCUUCCUCAGGGUGCUCCAUCUCCAUUAAAUAAGCCACCCUCUGCAUCUUCAUCUUCCACAGGAGCAAUCUUCAACAUCCUGCCGCAAACAAAAUCGGUUCAGUUAAAUGAAAUCGGUAGAAGGUGUAUUCUACCAAUGCUUGUUUUUGCGACGGCGCUCCCUGACGUGAAUGAAUCAAAGAAGGCUCUCCUUCAAGAGUUUCUGAAGAGGUCAAAAGAAAACAAAGAAAAAAAUGAUAAGCAGAGGCUCGAGGAUUACUACAAGAGGAACUACAAGGAUUACUUUGGGCUCAUUGAAGGUUCAGUAAAAGGCAAGAAAGAGGAGCUGCUUUCUGAGACUGAGAAGGGCAUCCUUGAUUGGCUGGAAAAGAACAGGAAGUGAAUUACUUUGUUUAUGGUUCUUCUGCAUGCUCCAUGUGAAGUAGGAUUUAUUAACAAAAUGUUCAUUGAAUCAGUAAGACAUCUUCUCAUUAUUCAUGUACAUAUAUGCUCAAAAACAAAAUCUGCUCUGGAAAUUCAAGAUCA
Messenger RNA from Ananas comosus (pineapple), 659 nucleotides. RefSeq lists its product as uncharacterized. Gene Ontology annotation, cellular component: photosystem I. Gene Ontology annotation, biological process: photosynthesis. NCBI's taxonomy places the organism in Eukaryota, Viridiplantae, Streptophyta, Magnoliopsida, Poales, Bromeliaceae. The record is from RefSeq and is a predicted model, not a curated record. The coding region runs from base 130 to 516 and encodes 128 amino acids. The transcript has 3 exons.